CCUACAAAAUUGAAUAAAAUCGUUCAGGUUGAGAAAACUUUUGACGCUCAGCCUUAGUAAAUUUUAAAAAAAAAUUGUAAUUAUGAGCAACAAUAGUGAUAACGGUUUAAAAGUUUUACAAGAAAUUUAUUUAACAAAAUGUCGACUUUGUCAAGAAAAUGAUGGUUCGAUUAAAUUCCUCACCAAUUCAAUUUUAUGUGAACGAAUUCUACUGUGUACCAAAAUUAAUAUCGAAAACUCGGAAGAAAACGAAAUAUUACCCAAAGAAAUAUGCACGGAUUGUAACCAAAUUUUAGAAAAAUUUAAGAUAUUUCAAGAAAAUUGCUUGAAAAUUAAUGAACAAUUAAUGCAAUUACUUACAAAACCAUCAAAGGCUCCAAUAACAAAAUCAUCCAAAAGAUCAUCAAAUUUAAAUAAAAAAACUACAAUUUUAAAUCGAAUCUGUACAAAGUGUAAUGAACCGAAGAAAUCAAGCCGACAUUGUUGUAAAAUUGAAAAACUUGAUGGAAUCAAACAAGAAAAUAUUUUAGUAAAAAUUGAACCGGAUGAAACAGGCCCUGUAGGUAUUGACAACAGUGUUAAAUAUAUUUUGGUAAUCUCCGAAGAUAAUCAAAUAAAGAAUGAGACCGAAAUCGAAAUAAUUGAUGAAAAAUUAUCAGAGAAAGUAGAGGAAAACUGUGAAGAUGAUUACAAAUAUGAAAUAUUAGAGGAAAUUCCAUAUCAAUCUGAUCAUACAUCGUCUGCAGAUAACAACGAAAGUGAAGAUGAUUUCAAGGAGCAAUUUAAAAAAAUUCGUAGAACAAAAGAUUCGACUGGUACACGAAAUUAUGUUUGUAGUAUUACCGAUUGUGGGAAAAUUUAUGCUACUAAAGGCGGUUUAAAGAAACAUAGAUAUGCUGAACAUAAUAUUCGAGAUUUUCUUUGUACGACUUGUGGUAAACAUUUUGGAGAACAUAGUGGUUUAAAAGUGCAUGAACGUAUACAUGCCGCUACAAGACCAUAUGAAUGCACGAAAUGCAAUAUAGGGUUUGUACAAGCGGCUAAUUUACGAACCCACAUUAAAUUACAUCACGAGGGUCAUCGUUAUUAUUGCACACAAUGUGGUAAAGGAUUUUUAACAAGUUGUACUCUGAAACGACACGAAUUAGUUCACAUUGGUAAAAAGGAUUUUAAAUGCGAGAUGUGUUCAUCAGAGUUCUAUACACGACGCGAACUUUUGAAACAUAAAAAAUAUCAUUUUGAUAUUCGAUCUCACUUUUGUAAUAUUUGUUACAAAUCGUUUGUGGAAAAGCAUCAUUUAACGAUACACAUGCGCUCACAUACUGGAGAACGUCCAUAUGCGUGUGAUGUGAAUGGAUGUACCAAAAGUUUUAUGGAUAGUCAAAAACUACGCCGCCACAAGAAGAAUGUUCAUCGUUGUCGUUUGAAUCAAACCCAAUCAACUUAAUC
Molecule: messenger RNA, 1449 nt
Organism: Chrysoperla carnea
Lineage: Eukaryota; Metazoa; Arthropoda; Insecta; Neuroptera; Chrysopidae
Product: zinc finger protein interacting with ribonucleoprotein K-like
Exons: 4
Coding region: 83-1447 (454 amino acids)
Biological process (GO): regulation of transcription by RNA polymerase II
Cellular component (GO): nucleus
Molecular function (GO): DNA-binding transcription factor activity; RNA polymerase II cis-regulatory region sequence-specific DNA binding; zinc ion binding
Source: RefSeq, a predicted model, not a curated record